Messenger RNA from Mesoplodon densirostris (Blainville's beaked whale), 1359 nucleotides. RefSeq names its product phenylalanine hydroxylase (gene PAH). Gene Ontology annotation, molecular function: iron ion binding; phenylalanine 4-monooxygenase activity. Lineage: Eukaryota; Metazoa; Chordata; Mammalia; Artiodactyla; Ziphiidae. Gene Ontology annotation, biological process: L-tyrosine biosynthetic process; L-phenylalanine catabolic process. The coding region runs from base 1 to 1359 and encodes 452 amino acids. The record is from RefSeq and is a predicted model, not a curated record. The transcript has 13 exons.
AUGUCAGCCGUGGUCCUGGAGAACGGAGGCUCGGUCAAGAAACCCAGCGACUUUGCACAGGAAACAAGCUAUAUUGAAGACAACUCCAAUCAAAAUGGUGCCAUAUCACUGAUCUUCUCACUCAAAGAAGAAGUUGGUGCGCUGGCCAAAGUCUUACGUUUAUUUGAGGAGAAUGAUAUAAACCUGACCCACAUUGAAUCAAGACCUUCACGUUUAAGGAAAGAUGAGUAUGAAUUUUUCACCUAUCUGGAUAAACGCAGCGUGCCCACUCUGGCAAACAUCAUCAGAAUCUUGAGGCAUGACAUUGGUGCCACUGUGCACGAGCUUUCCAGGGACAAGAAGAAAGACACAGUGCCCUGGUUCCCAAGAACCAUUCAAGAGCUCGACAAAUUUGCCAAUCAGAUUCUCAGCUAUGGAGCGGAACUGGAUGCAGACCACCCCGGCUUUAAAGAUCCUGUGUACCGAGCAAGACGGAAGCAAUUUGCUGACAUUGCCUACAGCUAUCGACAUGGGCAGCCCAUCCCUCGAGUGGAAUACACGGAGGAAGAAAAGAAAACAUGGGGGAUAGUGUUCAGGACCCUGAAGUCCUUGUACAAAACCCACGCUUGCUACGAGCACAACCACAUUUUCCCACUUCUGGAAAAGUACUGUGGCUUCCGCGAAGAUAACAUUCCCCAGCUCGAAGAGGUUUCUCAAUUUCUGCAGACUUGUACUGGUUUCCGCCUCCGACCUGUGGCUGGCCUGCUUUCCUCUCGGGAUUUCUUGGGUGGCCUGGCCUUUCGUGUCUUCCACUGCACCCAGUACAUCAGACAUGGGUCCAAGCCCAUGUAUACACCUGAACCUGACAUCUGCCAUGAGCUGUUGGGACAUGUACCCUUGUUUUCAGAUCGCAGCUUUGCCCAGUUUUCGCAGGAAAUCGGCCUCGCCUCUCUGGGUGCCCCGGACGAGUACAUUGAGAAACUCGCAACAAUUUACUGGUUUACUGUGGAGUUUGGGCUCUGCAAGCAAGGAGACUCCAUAAAGGCAUAUGGUGCUGGGCUCCUGUCAUCCUUUGGUGAAUUACAGUAUUGCUUGUCAGGCAAGCCGAAGCUCCUUCCUCUGGAACUGGAGAAGACCGCUCUUCAGCAGUACACAAUCACGGAGUUCCAGCCCCUGUAUUACGUGGCUGAGAGUUUUAAUGAUGCCAAGGAGAAAGUGAGGAACUUUGCUGCUAUAAUCCCACGGCCCUUCUCAGUUCGUUAUGACCCAUACGCCCAGAGGAUUGAGGUCUUGGACAAUACCGAACAACUUAAGAUUUUGGCUGACUCCAUCAAUAGUGAAGUUGGAAUCCUUUGCAGUGCCCUCCAGAAAUUAAAGUGA